This is a messenger RNA of Ilex paraguariensis (yerba mate), 591 nucleotides long. The record is from the annotation of a GenBank genome assembly. Lineage: Eukaryota; Viridiplantae; Streptophyta; Magnoliopsida; Aquifoliales; Aquifoliaceae.
AUGGAGUCCAAGUACAAAGAUGGUCACCAAACAACUGAGUCUGAGGUCACUGGCAUGCUUAUUGCUGCUCUCUUUGCCGGUCAGCACACUAGUUCCAUCACUUCCAUCUGGACUGGGGCAUACCUCCUCCGUCACAAGGAAUACAUGACUGUUGUGUUGGAUGAGCAGAAGAACCUGAUGAGAAAGCAUGGGAACAAGGUUGAUUAUGAUCUCUUGUCUGAGAUGGAAGUCUUGUAUCGCUCACAUAGCGAUUUUAGUGUUACAACCAAUGAAGGGAAAGAGUAUGACAUUUCGAAGAGCCAUAUUGUGGCCACAUCUCCUGCUUUUGCCAAUCGACUUCCACAUGUAUAUAAGGAUCCAGAUUCAUAUGACCCUGACAGGUUUUCUCCUGGGAGAGAAGAAGAUAAGGCAUGGUUGUCUUGGGGAACCAUUUGCAUAUUUGUAGAUAAGGCAAUAUGGAGUCACUUGUUGAGAAAUUUUGAGUUGGAACUGAUCUCACCUUUUCCAAAGAUUGCCUGGAAUGCUAUGGUCGUGGGUGUAAAAAGGAAGGUUAUGGUGCAAUACAAGGGCAGGGAGCUUUUUGUUAGCUAA